Molecule: messenger RNA, 669 nt
Organism: Colletotrichum gloeosporioides
Lineage: Eukaryota; Fungi; Ascomycota; Sordariomycetes; Glomerellales; Glomerellaceae
Product: Nucleolar protein 16
Exons: 2
Coding region: 1-669 (222 amino acids)
Biological process (GO): ribosomal large subunit biogenesis
Cellular component (GO): nucleolus
Source: RefSeq, a predicted model, not a curated record
AUGGGCCGAGACCUCCAAAAGAAGAAGCGCCGCGCCGGCCAAAAGACUAGGCAGCCCAACAGGCCCAAGAAACUCCUCAACCCCCUCGGCAACGACAUCAUCGCAAAGAACUGGAACAAGAAGGAGACCCUCACGCAAAACUACCGCCGCCUAGGCCUCACAGCCCGCCUGCGCAACCCGACAGGCGGCGUCGAGAAGACGCUCUCCGAGGUCGAGCGCAUCAAGUCCGCCAAGCCCGCGCCGAGCCCCUUCGACAUCGCCCCGAUGGAGCAGGCCGUCGUCGACGAGGCGCGCGUCGAGCGUGACGAGAACGGCAAGAUCAUCAGGAUACACUACUCCAAGUCCAGCCGCGCGAACCCGCUCAACGACCCGCUGAACGACAUCGAGGCGGACUCUGACGACGAGGAGGAGGAGGAAACUGAAGAGUGGGGCGGCAUUGACGACGAGAGCCGCCCUGAGGUCAUCCGUCUGCUGGAGAAGGAGGCGUCGAGGGGAGAGCUGAAGAAGCCGAGGCACAUGAGCCAGCAGGAGAAGGAGUGGCUGGAGAGGUUGAUUGCGAAGCACGGCGACAAUGCGGAGGCCAUGGCGAGGGACCGGAAGUUGAACCCGAUGCAGCAGACGUCGGCGGAUAUCGCUCGCAGGCUGAGGAGAUUUCACGGAAAGGCUUAA